Molecule: messenger RNA, 840 nt
Organism: Archocentrus centrarchus (flier cichlid)
Lineage: Eukaryota; Metazoa; Chordata; Actinopteri; Cichliformes; Cichlidae
Product: C-type lectin domain family 10 member A-like
Exons: 7
Coding region: 37-840 (267 amino acids)
Source: RefSeq, a predicted model, not a curated record
CGUCUGUGUGAGCAGGCUGACUGAGGAGCUGCUCUGAUGGAGUCAGAAGAAUCCGUUUAUGUCAACCUGCAGGAGCUGCGUGAGAUUCGGGGAAAAACUGAACACCAAGGACCAGAGGAAACCAAAACCAAAGCAGUGGGAACACGCUCUGAGGCUGAAGAGGAAACUGAAACUCGGUCACCUCUGAAGGGGGUAUCAGUCUGUCUGGGGCUGCUGUGCUUCCUGCUGCUGACCGCAGUCAUUGCAGUCGCUGUGAAAUAUGACACAGUCUUCAGUGAGCUUUCCAGAGAACUGGCCAAUCACACGGCUGAGAAACACCAGCUGCUGACCAGAAACCAGAACCUGACUGAUGAGAGAGAGCAGUUACAAACCAGUUUAAAGGAGGCAGCCGUGGAGCUGAGCAGAACUGUGAAUAACAUCGGUGAGGACCCGUCUCACACUGAUGACCUCAUGGACCCGUCAAAGGAGUUUGUCCUUAUGGAUGGAAGAAGUUUGGCUGCAGCUGUUUGGCUGCAGCUGCAGCAGUGCUUAAACCAAGGAGCAAACCUGGUGAUCAUUACCAGCUGGAAGGAAAUGGUGUUUCUAAAUCAACUCGGAGCUCAUUUGAAGUUUUGGAUUGGUUUAAGUAAAUCAUCUGGAGGUUCAUGGACGUGGACUGAUGGAAGACAUACAGGAACCACGUACUGGAAAUAUACAUUGUCAUAUUAUCCCUCCAGAGAGACUCAGGAGUGUGCAGCUUUUAACAGCUUUCACGCUGGCCAGCGGGACUCAUGGAGCGGAGAGACCUGUACUCAGUACCUGCAGUGGGUCUGUGAGAAGGAAACGGUCCCCUCUGGCUGA